This is a messenger RNA of Cuscuta europaea, 715 nucleotides long. The record is from the annotation of a GenBank genome assembly. NCBI's taxonomy places the organism in Eukaryota, Viridiplantae, Streptophyta, Magnoliopsida, Solanales, Convolvulaceae.
GUGUAUUGAAAAUUACAUAAUAUGUCAUUUUAUAGUUUCAUAUGAACAUGCUAUGUUUAGCCCGUUUGACAAAAUAGUGUCAUUUUUAUGCAACUCACUUUGUGAAAAUGCUAUGUUGAAACUGAAAGUGCCAUGUUUUUGUCACUAUUUUUAUCAUGUUAUCAAUAUUAAUAGAAAUUGAGUUUAUCAACAUUAUUACUUCUUGUCAUUCUUCAUUUUUCUUUUUCUUCUCUUAUUUCACAUUUAUAAUUCUAAAAUGUCAUUUAUGUUUACAUAAUUAUGUCAGAAUUCAAUAUAGAAAUCUCAUAACAUACACUCUAGAGGAGGUAGCUGCAACAGAGAAGAUGUCGACACCUCGAGGAGAUAAUUUAGCGGCAAUGGCGGUCUUGCCGGCAACACCGGCGGAGUCCUCGUUGGGCAGUGGUGGAGGCAUCCUCGUUGGGCAGCGGCGGCAACGUCUUGGCAAUGGUGGCUGGCAAAAAGGGUGGGUGGUGUCGGCGUAGGAGGUGAAUCGAUUGCAGGAGGUGCGCAUCGUUCGCAGGAGGUGCACAUCGAUCGCAGGAGGUGCAUCGGUUUAUAUAUGCACUUCUACUAUGUUUUAGUCUCAUUUGGGGAAUUCUCUCUACCAAAGUACUAUAGUUGUGGGACCUUAAUAUUUAUGAGGGUUAUUUAUCUUCAAUGCUUACUAAAUUGUACUCCGUAUUUUAGAAUCUCA